AUGUCCUUUCACCGCUCUCCAAUGGAGCAUUUACUUCGAUCUGCUCGAGCCUGCCGUUCGCGUUUCCGUUCUCUUCCUUCUUCCCAAACCCUAAAUACUCAAUUCUCACACCGCCUUCACUCAAAAGUAGAAUCUGCAUAUGCACGAUCCACCUUCUCUGCUGUUUCCAGUUCGAGAGCUUUGUGCGGAGAUUCCAGACCUUAUUCGAUGCUUCCUGCUGUUUUGGCUGGUUUGUUUGGAAUUGGAAUGGUGGAAACUGCGUAUGCCGAUAAAGGUUGUGAAGAUGUGCAAGAGAUUGCUAAGAAGGAACGAGAGAGAAUUCAGGACUUGCUUAAAACUAGGGGAAUUCGACAAGGUUCUUGUCCUCACUUCAGUGUAGCUGUUAAGGGCCAGAAGGUCAGUAUAAAGUUUCAAACUCCUCCUGGUUGUGAAGUUUCACAACUUAUUGCAAAUCUUACUGCACAUCUUGGACUGAAAUCUGAAGGCCACGGCGGUGGUUCAGAUAUGAUUUUGCGUGCAUGGGACAGCACGGUUGCUUGGCAACUUACCCUUACUCAUCCAUCAAAGCAAAAGCAUAUUCAACAGAAUGAACCGUCUUCAGCAGAUACAAAUGCACAUGAUAGAGAUCUACGUAUACUUAUAUUUCAUUCUCUCGUUGGCUCAGAUAAAGUUGAAAUUGAAUUUAUGAAGCAAGGGAACUUGAGUCCCGAAGAGCUUGAUGCUUUCAUAUCUGUUUUACAAUUAGCUGGUAACAAGUUGGUAGAAAGAAAUCCCCUGGAAAAAAAGUCAUGGGAAGAGAUCGAACAGACACCGUCUGUAGAUAAAGCUAUUUCUAGUCUUGAGGCCAUGGGAGUAAGAACAUAUGGACUCAAUGAACCCAUAGGCACAUCAAACAAUGAAAUAUCAUGGGACAACAUCGCUGGGUACGAGCAUCAAAAACGGGUUAUAGAAGAUACAAUACUAUUGGCUUUGCACAGUCCUGAAGUAUAUGAUGAUAUUGCUCGCGGGACUCGGCAUAAGUUUGAGUCUAACAGGCCUCGAGCCGUACUGUUUGAAGGUCCACCAGGUACAGGGAAAACCUCUUGUGCCCGUGUUAUUGCCAAUCAAGCGGGCGUCCCUUUGCUUUAUGUUCCACUUGAGGUAGUGAUGUCUGAAUACUAUGGUAAAAGUGAACGCCUUCUAGGGAAAGUGUUUUCACUAGCAAACAGUCUUCCCAAUGGCGCUAUUAUAUUUUUGGAUGAGAUUGAUUCUUUAGCUGCUGCUCGUGAUGGCGAAAUGCAUGAAGCUACACGUAGAUUAUUGUCAGUAUUAUUGCGGCAGAUAGAUGGCUUUGAGCAGGAUAAGAAAGUGGUUGUCAUUGCUGCCACAAAUAGAAAGGAAGAUCUUGAUCCUGCAUUAAUUAGUCGGUUUGAUACUAUGAUCGCUUUUGGUUUACCUGAUCAUCAUAAUCGUCAAGAAAUAGCAUCCAAAUAUGCAAAGCACCUGCCCAAAACCGAACUUGAUGAACUUGCACGAGCUACAGAAGAUAUGGCUGGAAGAGAUAUUAGAGAUAUUUGUCUGCAAGCGGAACGAUCCUGGGCAUCAAAGAUUAUUCGGGGACAAGUAUCUAAAGAUGAAGAACAAGCAAACCUUCCACCUUUGCAAGAAUAUUUAGCUUGUGCCACACAUAGACGGGAUUCACUGCUUAGUGCUGCUGCAAAUAGGAAGCCCGGGCGUUCAGGUUCUUCCCGCAACAGGAUAAUAAAUGAAUAA
Messenger RNA from Vicia faba (fava bean), 1752 nucleotides. Lineage: Eukaryota; Viridiplantae; Streptophyta; Magnoliopsida; Fabales; Fabaceae. The record is from the annotation of a GenBank genome assembly.